UAUUAUCCGCUCCGGAGAGCGUUUCAUUUUAACAUGUAGAUAUGUUGUUGCUGUUUUAUAAUUAAAUAAAAAAUGUCGUCGAAAGGGAUGUCGAGAGGUUUUUAUUUUAACACUGUACUGUCUCUGGCGCGCUCACUGGCCGCUCAUCGACCCGCGCCGAUCGACAAGGUUCAGAAGCUACAAUGCAUGUGUCCUGUGGACAUCCGGGGUGUUUUCCAGCUGGACGAGAGAAGAAGAGAUGCUGUGAUCGCCCUGGGCAUCUUCCUAGUAGAGUCUGACCUGCAGCACAAGGACACUAUCGUCCCCUACUUGUUGGGUUUGCUGAAGGGAUUGCUAAGGGUGCAAUGGAUCGAAGAGAGCGCAGAGAGGAAAGGAAGAGAAACACUCCCUGUUGCGGAGAACUUCACCUUCUGUUUGGUGACGAUGCUCUUUGAUGUCGCUCAGAUGGACGAGUUGACGAGAAUCCAGAUUUUGGAGGCUGUAAUGAACCUCAUGCAGGUGCUUCAGAAAACAUGUCAGAACACUGAAGGUCAAGAUAAAGAGUACCUGUGUAAAUACACCAUGCCCUGUCUGCUUGGCGUGGUGCGAGCCUUCGGCCGCUACAGCAACACUGAUGAGCCGCUGCUGUCCAAGCUGUUUCCACGGGUGGCCCCUCAAGUUUUAGGCACAAGAGAGGUGGAGGUGAUCCGACGGCGAUCCUUCAACGAUUUCCGCUCCAUCCUGCCCAGCUCCUUCCUCGCUGUCUGCCAGACUGACUCUCUACGUUGCAAAACCAGCAGCGUUUCCAGCAUCUCACAGCAGGCCAGUCCAGAGCGUGCCGGACUUCCUCCGUGUUCUCCUACUGACCCCUCUGCUCCUUACUUUGAAGCAGGUUCAUAUCUACCUGACGGCAAUACUGUGGAUCCAGACUACUAUUUUUCCACCAUAAGCUCCAGUUUCUCUGUCUCACCGCUCUUUACGGGCAGCAACAAUACAGAGUUUGACGCACCACUGGAUUUACUGAGACAUCUUCUGCAAAUGGUCGAGCAGUUUGUGUCAGAAUCCUUUUUGAAGACACUGGAUCAGACUAUGGUUGAAGUUCUGGAGUUGAAUCCAGGUACUAAUCUGUUCUACAAGACCUUCAGUGAUCCUCUGUAUCUGGCUGUAUUUAAGAUGUUGAGGGACACCUUGUACUACAUGAAAGACCUACAGACGUCAUUUGUGAAGGAGAUUCAUGAUUUUGUUCUGGAGCAGUUCAGCAGCAGUCAGUCGGAGCUGCAAAGAAUCCUGCAUGACGUGGAGCAUCUGCACACCGAGUUAAACCCGCUCAAAUUGCGCUGUCAGGCCAAUGCCGCCUGCGUCGACCUCAUGGUGUGGGCCGUCACAGAGGAGCAGGGUGCGGAGAAUCUCUGCACGAAACUGUCCGAGAAACUGCAGUCCAAGACGUCCAGUAAGGUCAUCAUCGCACACAUGCCCCUCCUCAUCUGUUGUUUACAGGGUCUCGGAAGGUUGUGUGAGCGUUUCCCAGUGGUUGCUCACUCUGUCACCAUGUCUUUGAGAGACUUCCUGGUCGUACCCUCACCUGUACUUGUUAAACUCUACAAGUACCACAGUCAGUACAAUACAGGAACUGGAGAGAUCAAAAUCCAUGUGACCAAUGAGCAUUCUCAGUCUACGUUCAGCUCUCACUCCAGUAGGAAGAGUCAGCUGUCCAUGUAUGAGCAGCUCCGAGACAUCUCAAUCGACAAUAUCUGCAGGUGUUUAAAAGCAGGCUUGGCUAUGGACUCAGUCAUUGUGGAGGCUUUUCUCGCUAGUCUUUCCAACCGUCUGUACAUCUCCCAGGAAAAUGACAAAGAUGCCCACCUCAUCCCCGAUCACACCAUACGGGCAUUAGGACACAUCGCAGUGGCGCUGAGAGACACUCCUCGUGUGAUGGAGCCCAUUCUACAGAUCCUACAGCAGAAGUUCUGUCAGCCGCCAACACAGCUGGACGUUCUGAUCAUAGAUCAGCUGGGCUGUAUGGUCAUCACAGGAAAUCAAUACAUUUACCAGGAAGUGUGGAACUUAUUCCAGCAGAUAAGCGUGAAGGCCAGCUCUAUGGUUUACUCCACCAAAGGCUACAAGGAUCAUGGAUACAGGCACUGUUCUCUGGCCGUGAUCAACGCUCUGGCGAACAUCGCUGCAAAUCUUCAGACUGAGCAAAUGGUGGAUGAGCUUCUUGUGAACCUUCUGGAGCUGUUUGUUCAGCUCGGGCUGGAGGGCAAACGGGCCAGUGAAAGAGUCAGCGAGAAGGGCCCCGCCCUCAAGGCGUCGAGCAGUGCUGGUAAUUUAGGAGUUCUCAUUCCCGUCAUUGCUGUGCUGACCAAACGUUUGCUGCCCAUUAAAGAGGCCAAACCGAGACUACAGAAGCUCUUCAGAGAUUUCUGGCUCUAUUCAGUCGUCAUGGGCUUCGCCGUAGAGGGUUCAGGUUUGUGGCCGGAAGAAUGGUACGAGGGAGUGUGUGAAAUCGCAACCAAAUCUCCCCUGCUGACGUUCCCGAGUGGAGAGCCCCUACGCUCUGAGCUGCAGUAUAACUCUGCCCUCAAAAACGAUACUGUCACCACAGCUGAAUUGAACGAUUUAAGGAGCACCAUCACAAACCUUCUGGAUCCUCCUCCUGAGGUCGCUGCUCUCAUUAAUAAACUGGACUUUGCCAUGUCCACCUACCUGCUGUCCGUCUAUCGGCUAGAAUACAUGAGGGUGCUACGCUCGCUAGACUCUGAUCGUUUCCAAGUGAUGUUCCGUUAUUUUGAGGACCGAGCUAUCCAGAAGGAUAAAUCAGGAAUGAUGCAGUGCGUAAUUGCAGUUGGCGACAAAGUGUUUGACGUCUUUCUUCAGAUGAUGGCCGACAAGCCGAAGACUAAAACCCAUGAGGAGGAGUUAGAGUGUCAUGCUCAAUUCCUAUUGGUCAAUUUCAACCAUAUUCACAAGAGAAUACGAAGGGUGGCUGACAAAUAUCUGUCAGGCCUUGCAGAAACUUUUCCUCAUCUGUUGUGGAGCGGUCGUGUCCUGAAGACAAUGCUGGACAUCUUGCAGACCCUCUCGGUUUCACUCAGUGCUGACAUCCACAAAGACCAGCCAUAUUAUGACAUACCAGACACUCCAUACCGAAUCACAGUGCCUGACACGUAUGAAGCCAGAGAGAGUAUUGUGAAAGACUUUGCCGCCCGCUGUGGAGAAAUCCUGAAAGAGGCCAUGAAAUGGGCACCAUCAGUCACCAAAUCUCACCUACAGGAAUACCUGAAUAAACAUCAGAACUGGGUGUCCGGUCUGUCCCAGCACACAGGCCUGGCUAUGGCCACAGAAAGCAUCCUACACUUUGCUGGAUAUAAUCGUCAGAGCACUAGUCUGGGUACCACUCAGCUCACAGAGAGACCCACCUGUGUAAAGAAAGACUACUCCAACUUCAUGGCCUCCCUCAACCUGAGAAACCGCUAUACUGGAGAGGUGGCAGGCAUGAUUCAUUUCUCAGAGGCCACGCGGAGCACAUCAGACCUGAAUAAACUUAUGAUUCAACAGAUGACUAAAGCUCUGGAUGGAGGACAGCCCGAAGCCUUUACUGAAGCCAUGUUUAAAUUGGCAGCACUGCUGAUCAGCUCCAAAGAGUGCGACCCUCAGCUCCUACAUCUCCUGUGCUGGUCCCCGUUAAAGAUGUUUACAGAGAAUGGUAUGGAAACAGCUAUAGCCUGUUGGGAGUGGCUCCUGGCUGCCAGGUCUGGCAUUGAAGUCCAGUUCAUGAGGGAGAUGGCAGGCGCGUGGUUGAUGACCGUUGAGCUGAAGAUGGGGCUGUUCUCAGACGCUCAGGUGGAGGCGGACCCUCUCGCGGCAUCAGAGGAGAGCCAGCCCAUCCCCUGCCCACCCGACGUCACGCCCCACUACAUCUGGAUAGAGUUCCUGGUGCAGCGCUUUGAGAUAGCAAAGUACUCCAGCGCUGAUCAGGUGGAGAUAUUCAGCAGUCUCCUGCAUAGAUCCCUCUCUCUUAAUGUUGGCAGUCCAAAGAGCAGCUUGAACCGCCACGUAGCGGCCAUCGGACCUCGUUUCAGGUUGUUGACGCUCGGACUCUCCCUACUGCACUCGGACGUAGUGACCAAUGCCACCAUCCGCAAUGUCCUGCGAGAAAAGAUAUACUCCACCGCCUUUGAUUAUUUCAGUGUUGCAUCUAAAUUUCCCACCCAGGGUGACAAACGACUUCGCGAGGACAUUAGCAUCAUGAUCAAGUUUUACGCCAACAUUCUCUCGGAUAAGAAGUAUCUAGCAGCUAGUCAACUUGUGCCACCCGGUGAGCUUGGCGCCAAUCCGCCUCAAAGCGCUCUAUCUGCCGGGAUAUUCGGAUCGCUAAUCGUUUCCAGCACGUCUCCGAUAUCGAUGUUAAACAACCAGGAUCCUUCGCUGAACAGUUUGUCGGUGAUGAACGCCGCCGACCCCAGAAACAACAUGGACAUGACGGUGGGCUCGCGCCAGCAGAGCGCUCAGGGUUGGAUCAACACCGUCCCCCUGUCCAGCGGCAUGUCCACCAUAUCCAAGAAAUCAGGAAUGUCCAAAAAGAGCAACCGAGGAACCCAGUUACACAAGUACUACAUGAAGCGCAGGACACUACUUUUGGCUUUGCUGGCCAGUGAGAUUGAGCGACUGACCACGUGGUACAACCCGCUGUCCACGCAGGAGCUAGCCAUCGCCACAGAGCAGUCCGUGGAGACCAGCAUCUCCAAUUGGAGAUCCAAAUACAUCAACUUGAGUGAGAAACAGUGGAAAGAUAACGUUAAUCUAGCGUGGAGUAUCGCUCCUUACCUGGCCAUGCAACUGCCAGUCAGGUUUAAAAACUCAGAUGCCAUUGUGGCUGAAGUGACCCGUCUGGUUCGACUGGAUCCUGGUGCUGUCAGUGAUGUCCCAGAGGCUGUUAAAUUCCUUGUGACGUGGCACACUAUUGAUGCCGACUCUCCAGAACUGAGCCACAUCCUCUGCUGGGCACCUGCGGAUCCACCCACCGGACUCUCGUACUUCUCCAGCAUGUACCCCCCCCAUCCACUCACCGCUCAGUAUGGAGUCAAAGUACUGCGCUCCUUCCCUCCUGAUGCAAUUUUGUUUUACAUUCCUCAAAUUGUACAAGCUCUGCGAUAUGACAAGAUGGGUUACGUGCGAGAGUACAUAAUGUGGGCCGCACAGAAGUCUCAACUCCUCGCUCACCAGUUUAUCUGGAACAUGAAUACCAACAUCUUCCUAGAUGAAGAGGGACAUCAGAAAGAUCCGGACAUCGGUGAGCUUUUGGAGCAGAUGGUUGAAGAGAUCACACACUCUUUGUCUGGUCCUGCUAAAGACUUCUACCAGCGCGAGUUUGAUUUCUUCAACAAGAUCACCAACGUGUCAGCCAUUAUCAAGCCUGUUCCUAAAGGAGAAGAGCGAAAGAGAGCGUGUUUGAAAGCACUGUCAGAAAUCAAAGUUCAGCCAGGAUGCUAUUUGCCGAGCAACCCUGAAGCAAUCGUCCUCGACAUCGACUACAAGUCGGGAACUCCUAUGCAGAGUGCCGCUAAAGCUCCUUAUCUGGCAAAAUUCAAAGUCAAGAGGUGUGGUGUGAGUGAGCUGGAGAAAGAGGGCCUGCGCUGCCAAUCCGAAUCUGAAGAGGAAGCUGAUGAGGAUCCUGAAGCGCCUCAAAAUAUCUGUUGGCAGGCGGCCAUCUUUAAAGUGGGCGAUGACUGCAGACAGGACAUGCUUGCUCUUCAGAUUAUCGGUCUGUUCAAGAACAUCUUUCAGCUCGUGGGUCUGGAUCUGUAUGUGUUUCCGUACAGAGUUGUGGCCACGGCUCCUGGAUGUGGCGUGAUUGAAUGUAUCCCGGACUGUAAGUCACGUGACCAGCUCGGCAGGCAGACAGACUUUGGCAUAUACGACUACUUCAGGAACCAGUACGGAGAUGAGUCCACCCUGGCCUUCCAGAAGGCUCGAUAUAACUUCAUCCGUAGUAUGGCUGCAUACAGUCUGCUGCUCUUCCUGUUACAAAUCAAAGACAGACACAACGGAAACAUCAUGCUGGAUAGCAAAGGACACCUCAUACACAUCGACUUCGGCUUUAUGUUUGAGAGUUCUCCUGGUGGUAAUCUGGGCUGGGAGCCCGACAUCAAACUGACCGAUGAGAUGGUGAUGAUCAUGGGUGGCAAGAUGGAGGCCACUCCCUUUAAAUGGUUCAUGGAGAUGUGUGUGCGAGGAUACCUGGCCGUAAGGCCAUAUAUGGAUGCUGUUGUGUCAUUGGUGACCUUGAUGCUGGACACCGGUCUGCCCUGUUUCAGAGGACAAACUAUCAAACUUCUCAAACAAAGGUUUAAUCCCAACAUGAGUGAGAAAGAAGCUGCUGCCUUCAUGAUUAAAAUCAUAGAGCGCUGCUUUCUCAGUAGCAGGAGCAAAACCUAUGACAUGCUGCAGUUUUACCAAAACCAGAUCCCAUACUGAGACCGGACAUUCUCCUGUGAUCCGUCUUCUCUCCGUCUGCCAUUAUCAGUCUAUUAGAAUCCAUGAUGAGCACUUUAUAGAUCUGAAUUAUUCACCCGUCCUGAUUGGCCCCGAUCGGUGCAUCCAGGUGUGUCAUUUCCUGUCGUGUUGCCUCAGGGCGUCUCUAGUGAUUCGCUGUAUUCAAUCACUGCAUGUAUGUUCUCAGAUCUCCCUUUAAGGCAUUUUCCAUGAUGGUUGGUGUUUGUGUGAGUUUUGACAUUCCGUUCCUUGUGUUUGGAUGCAUUCUUUAGCUCUACUUGAAUAUUUACAACUGGGUUUAGUUUGCGUCACCCAGAAAGCCAUUUCUAAGACUAUGGGACUGAUUGCACUGUAGAAUACGUGCUGUUGGCAAAUUAUCUGUGUUAUGCAAUACAUUUUUUAUUGUAUGUUGUGUUUGACACUGAAAGACUGAAUCUCACAAAACCUAUGAAGAACCUGUUAUGUCCGGAUCAUACUUUACUAUGAAAUUCAAAAUAAAUAAUUUUUGCUUUCCGAAAAAGCCUAUUUAAAGCAUUAGUUCGCCCAAAAAUUGUAAUUCUCUCAUUAUUGACUAAGUCGUCCUAGAUGUGUAUGACUUUUCUUCUUCAGCAGAACUGAAAUUAUGAUGUUUAUAAGCACAUUUAAGCUCUGUUUGUCCAUACAAUGCAAGUAAACAGGUGCCAUGAGGCUUCUGGCUGAUUGACGGUCCAAAAGGCAUAUUUAGGCCACAUAAAAGUACUCCACAUGACUUCAGUGGUCAGUUAAUUUCUUCAGAAACAAAUCAAUAGGUUUGUGUAAGAAACAUAUCCAUAACUAAAAUGUUUUUAACUAUAAAUCGUUACUACCGUCAAACAGCCACCAGCCUGAUGGCACCUGUUUACUUGCAUUGUAUGGACAAACAGAGCUUAAAUGUGCUUAUAAACAUCUUAAUUUCGGUUCUGCUGAAGAAGGAAAGUUGAGGUCACACAUCUGACAUCAAUCAUGAGACAAUUUAAAUUUUUGAGUGAACUUACCUUUUAAGAUGUUUUGCAUUUUUAUAACAAUUUAACACACUUUGCUCUCAAAUCAGAUCUUCUGUAAAACAAAAACUUCCAACUCUAAUUACUGUAAUGCGAAACAAAACAAAAAAAAAAUGAUUAUUUGUCUUACAUCAAAAGUGUUUAAACAUUUGUCUUUAAUUGAUGCUGGUUUUAAUACAAAUUAAAAAAAUUAAUGUUUUUUACAAAUAAUUAUCAAAUUACAUUAUGAUAUGAAGUAUUACAAUAAUAAGAAUUUGGAGGAAAAAUGUGUUGAGCUAACUCUUGUGAAAGUAGCAUCACAAUGCAAAAGGUAUUAAUGGUCUUAAAACAGGCUUCAUUUUCUACAUGCAAAAUAUAUUUUCAGAUUUUUUAUUUUUCAUUUUAAACUUUGUGAGAUUCACCCAUAUUUCCCGUGUGUUUUCGACUAACAGGUAUCUUCAACCUAAAAAGGAACAUUUAUGUUUUACUGACUUAUCAUAUAGCUGGAGAUCUUUGAUCAUUAUAUAUGUGUCAUUUGAACAUAUUGCAUAUAUUUUUUUAAAAGCUUGUUUGGCUUUUACAAAAGAAGUCAUUUUAAAAUGGUUAAAAUGGGGAAAUGUAUAAAAUUUAUUGCAGAGGUUUUAUUUUGUUGGUGGGGUUUUCGACAAUAGAUUUGCUGUAUAGCUGCAAUUCCUAAAAAAAUUACAAAAUAUAAGAUUUGUUUAAAUUUAUUUUUACAGUCAAUGGAAGAAUCUUACGAAGAAAUGUCCAAGUCGUAUUUCAUGCUAAAAUCAAAAUAAAAUAAAAAGUGCAGCAAAUAUAUCUACAAUUGCACUUUAAAAUUGAAACAAUAAUUUAAAAACCUUUUUUAUAUUUUAGCAUUUCAGUAAUGAGAAUUAUGGGUGUAAAUGUGUUUGAUUGUCAUCAACGUAAUGCCACAAUGCAAAAGGUCCUGAAAAACAUAAUUUUUCGUUUGAUUUUGGGAUGAAACCUGACCCGGACAGUUCUUGACAGUUGUCAUGAGAUUAGCUGUCUGAAUAGAUGAUAAAAGACAAGAAAUUUGUACAUAUUAGAAACACAAACUUUAGUCUUACAAAUAAAUUGCAUUUAAUUUAAUGCAUAAAUCAGAUUAUUUUAGCAGUAUAAGGACAAUAGAAUAUAGAAGCUAUGCUCAUUUCAUCUUUGUGCAUAUAUAUAUAUAUAUGAUCAUCUUAUAUUUGUGACAACAAGAAAAAUGUUUAUUUCUGUGUAUGUUUUAAUUGAUUAGCACCAUCGUUGACAAUCAAGUCGCUUAUUGAAUUGUUUUGUGUGUACCUGACUUCAUGCUGUACCAAUUCACUCAUGUUCAUGUUUGUCAGUGGAAAGUAUGAAAACAAAUACACUGAGAAAUCGUUGAGAGUUGAGAACGUUUCAUUACCUCAACAUUGAAGCCAUUACCAAUGAUAUAAACGCUGUCUGUCCACAUUUGCACUUUUAAUAUUUCAUUGCUCUUAAUUUAAUCAAAUGUAAAGAAAUAGAAGACCUAAGAUGAUCCAUUAAAAAUAUAAACACUUGGACAGAAACAUGUUCUGUGUAAUCUUUGCCGACUACGCCACAUUUGUGAAAAUGCUGUUAUAGUAGUCUACAAUAAUUGCGCUCAAGAAUCUGAUCUGUCCCUUCUGUGUGCUGUACACCUUGAGGACAGUUCAGAUACUAUGACUCCUGCCUCCAUUAAUAUUUAAUUGGUUGAUGUAGCCUGCCGCAGAACUGCUGAGCGAAUCCUUAAGGGCGAGGUCACAGGGCCAUCUCAUAUAUGGAUCUACUACAUUUAACACAUACACAUUUUGUAACAGGAAGCUGCAGCUCUAAAAUCUGAUUGGAUGAGCCCUGUUUGAAGUCAUUGUAAAUAGUUCAAAUAAAUACUCUUAUCUUAUUUGAAUGUGCCAAGUUGCUGCAAACCAAUAAAACUGCCUACAGUUAAUGGCUAAUGAACUAUAUUUCUUGACGAAAGAAUUGAUUAUUAGUAGUGAUUGCUAAUGCUAUUGCUCAUACUCAGGGUUAGGGAUUUGAACAAAACGUAAUAAGUAUUAAAAUUUGGAUAACGUUAAUCUCGUCAAUGAAAUUACUUGCGAAAAUGUUUGUUGACAAAGCGUUUUUUGUUUUCAUCAACAAUAAUGAUGCAUCAGACGCAUCGUG
Messenger RNA from Xyrauchen texanus (razorback sucker), 9647 nucleotides. RefSeq names its product phosphatidylinositol 4-kinase alpha-like. Lineage: Eukaryota; Metazoa; Chordata; Actinopteri; Cypriniformes; Catostomidae. The record is from RefSeq and is a predicted model, not a curated record. Gene Ontology annotation, molecular function: 1-phosphatidylinositol 4-kinase activity. The transcript has 55 exons. Gene Ontology annotation, cellular component: cytoplasm; plasma membrane. Gene Ontology annotation, biological process: phosphatidylinositol-mediated signaling; phosphatidylinositol phosphate biosynthetic process. The coding region runs from base 73 to 6456 and encodes 2127 amino acids.